Chinchilla lanigera (long-tailed chinchilla) is the source of this 6829-nucleotide messenger RNA. RefSeq names its product sialic acid binding Ig-like lectin 1, sialoadhesin (gene Siglec1). The transcript is spliced from 22 exons. The record is from RefSeq and is a predicted model, not a curated record. Bases 231 to 5330 code for a protein of 1699 amino acids. NCBI's taxonomy places the organism in Eukaryota, Metazoa, Chordata, Mammalia, Rodentia, Chinchillidae.
UCGAUCCUUCCUGUGUUGGUGUUGUGCAAGUCUGCAGCUGCCUCCCUGACCCAGGAGCUCUGGGCUAGGCAGAGAACGAAGGCACUGGGAAAGAGGAAGCAGAGCUGAGUCCUGAUCCUCAUCGCUUGCGGUGCAGAGACAAGGAGCCAGCUGCAUGCUCCAGGAGCUCCAGCUGCUCCUGGGGCUACUUCCUUCUCGAGCAGGCACCAGAACCAGCCCCGGACGCUGUUAUGGGCUUCCUGCUCCAGCUGCUCAUCUUCACUGCGGUCCUUCCCUCAGGCCAGCCCUCAUGGGGCGUCUCCAGUCCUGAAGGCGUGCAAGGUGUGAAAGGGUCUUGCCUGCUCAUCCCCUGCUCCUUCAGCUUCCCUGCUGAUGUGCCAGUGACCAGCAGCAUCACCGCCAUCUGGUACUAUGAUUACUCGGGCAGUCGGCAGGUGGUGAGCCACUCAGCCAGCCCCGAGCUGGUGGAGUCGCGCUUCCGUGGCCGUGCACAGCUGCUGGGAGACAUGAACCACAAAACAUGCAGCUUGCUGCUGAAUGACCUGCAGCGGGAGGAUGCUGGUGCUUACAACUUCCGCUUUGAGAUCAGUGAGGGCAACCGCUGGUCGGACAUCAAAGGCACCUCGGUCACUGUGACAGAGGAGCCCCGUGCACCCACCAUCGCCUCCCCCCAGGAGCUGCUCGAGGGCACAGAGGUGACCUUCAACUGCUCCAUACCCUAUGUGUGUCUGCGGAAGCCAGUCAGCCUGCGGUGGCAGGGCCAGGACCCCACUCGCUCUGUCACUUCCAACAUCCAGAAACUUGACCCCACAGGUGGCGUCAGCCACACGGAGACCCUCCACACAGCCCUGUCCUGGCAGGACCACGGUCGGACCCUGCUGUGUCAGCUCUCGGUGGCCGACCGUAGGAGCGAGGGCCAGGUCUACCUCCACGUGCAAUAUGCCCCCAAGGGCGUGGAGAUCCUCCUCAGCCCCUCGGGCCGGAACAUCCUUCCAGGGAGCCUGGUCACACUCACCUGUCACGUGAACAGCAGCUACCCCGUUGUUAGCUCCGUGCAGUGGCUCAAGGACGGGGUGUACCUCGAAGCCAGUGGCCCCAUGCUGCAGUUGUCCCAGGCAGUCUGGAAUGAUUCUGGCGUCUACACCUGCCAAGCCGGGAAUACAGUGGGCUCUUUGGUCUCGCCGCCCAUCAGACUCCACGUCUUCAUGGCCAAGGUCAAGGUGAGUCCAUCAGGCCCCAUCCUGGAGAACCAGACGGUAACGCUGGCCUGCGACACACCAAAGGAGGCACCCAGUGAGCUCCGCUACAGCUGGUACAAGAACCAGGUCCUGCUGGAGAACGCCCACACCCCCAUCCUGCGGCUGCACUCGGCCGCCAGGGCCGACACUGGCUUCUACUUCUGCGAGGUGCAGAAUGCCCAGGGCCGCGCGUGCUCUGACCCCGUCAGCGUGCUGGUCAGCCACCCACCGCUUGUCCCGGACCUGAGUGCCUUCCUAGAGACACAGGCCAAGCUCGUGGGCAUCCUCCAGUGCUCUGUGGUCAGUGAGCCCCUGGCCACACUGGUGCUGUCUCACGGGGACCUUAUCGUGGCCUCCAGCUCAGGGGAGGGUGAUUACGACCCCCGCUUCACCGUCUCCUCGGCUCCCAACUCCCUGCGCCUAGAGAUUCGAGAGCUGCAAGCAGCUGACAGUGGGGAAUACCGGUGCACAGCUGCCAACUCCCUGGGAAACGCAACCUCCACCCUGGACUUCCAUGCCAAUGCUGCCCGGCUCCUCAUCAGCCCCUCGGCGGAGGUGGUGGAAGGGCAGGCGGUGACUCUGAGCUGCAGGAGCGGCCUGAGCCCAGGGCCCGACACCCGCUUCUCCUGGUACCUGAAUGGGGCCCUGCUCCUCGAGGGGCCCAGCAGCAACUUCCUGCUCCCUGCGGCCUCCAGCACCAGUGCCGGCUCUUACCACUGUCGCGCCCAGGACAGCCACGGAGUCAGCGGCCCGUCCGCGCCCGCCGUCCUCACUGUGCACUACCCCCCCAACCAGCCCACACUCACUGCACGCCUGGAACUGGAUGCUGCUGGAGCUGAGGCUGGAAGGCGUGGCCUCCUACUGUGCCGUGUGGCCAGCGACCCGCCUGCCCAUCUACGGCUGCUCCACGGGGACCGUGUUGUGGCCACAUCAUCGGUGGGAGGCUGUGGCACCUGUGGGUGCUGUGCCCCACGCACAAAGGUCACCAACGAGCCCAACCUGCUGCGGGUGGAGAUUCACAACCCGGUGCUGGAGGAUGAGGGCGUGUACCUGUGCGAGGCCAGCAAUAACCUGGGCAAUGCCUCCGCCUCAGCCAUCUUCAAUGCGCAGGCCACUGUCCUGGUCAUCACCCCGUCCAAUUCACCGGAGGAGGGUGCAGAGGCCAACCUGACUUGCAGCGUGAGCCGGGAAGCCCCCGGCAGCCCUGCCAACUUCUCCUGGUUCCGGAAUGGGGAGCUGUGGACUCAGGGCCCCCAGGAGACGUUGAGGCUGCCAUCUGUGGCCAGGACUGACGCGGCCCUGUAUGCCUGUCGGCUCAUCACCGAAACCAGCACCCAGCCCUCGGCGCCUGUGUUCCUGAGUGUGCUCUAUCCCCCGGACCCUCCAAAGCUGUCAGCCCUCCUGGACAUGGGCCAGGGCCAUAUGGCCAUGUUCAUCUGCACUGUGGACAGUCAUCCCCUGGCUCAGCUGUCCCUGUUCCAUGGGGAGCGCCUCCUAGCCAGCAGCCUUGGACCCCAGCUCCCAUCCCAUGGUAGGCUCCAGGUCAAGGCCUCUCCUAACUCCCUGCAGCUAGAGAUCCAAGAAUUGGCCCUUGGGGACUCUGGUCACUAUCACUGUGAGGCUACAAAUAUUCUGGGAUCGGCCAACUCCUCACUCUUCUUCCCCGUCCGAGGAGCCUGGGUCCAAGUCUCACCAUCCUCCGAGCUCCAGGAGGGCCAGGCUGUGGUCCUGAGCUGCCACGUGCCCACGGGGGUCCCCGAGGAAGCCUCGUACCUCUGGUUUCGGGAUGGCCAGCCCCACCAGGAGUGGACCUCGGCCACGCUGCACAUUCCAGCUAUAACUCUGAAGCAAGCCGGUGCCUACCAUUGCCAAGUUCAGGCCCCAGGCUCGGCUACCAGCCUGGCUGCCCCGGUCAGCCUGCAUGUGUCCUACGCCCCACGCCAGGUCAUGCUCACCACCCUGAUGGACGUGGGCCCAAGGCGACUGGGCCUCAUCCUGUGCCAUGUGGACAGUGACCCUCCAGCCCAGCUGCGGCUGCUCCACGGGGACCGCCUGGUGGCCUCCACCCUGCAAGCGGUGGGAGAAGCUGCAGGCAGUGAUGCCCGGCUGCAGGUGUCCGUGACCCCGAAUGAACUGCGCCUGGAGCUCCACAACGCAGUGCUGGAAGAUGAAGGCGUCUACACCUGUGAGGCCACCAACAUCCUGGGCCGGGCCUCAGCUUCGGCCACCUUUGACGCCCAGGCCGUGAGUGUGCAAGUGUGGCCCAAGGCCACUGUGCGGGAGGGGCAGCAGGUGAACCUCACCUGCCUCGUGUGGGCCACUCACCAGGCCCAGCUCACCUACACAUGGUACCAGGAUGGGCAGCAGCGCCCAGGUGCCCGCUCCAUCUCCCUGCCCAACGUCACGCUCGCCAAUGCUGCCUCCUAUCGCUGUGCUGUGGGGUCCCCUGGCCAAGUGCCCCGCCUCUCCACACCUGUCACCCUGGAUAUCCUCUAUGCACCCCGCAGCCUACGCCUGACCUACCUCCUGGAGAGCCGUGCUGGGCAGCUGGCUCUGGUGCUGUGCACAGUGGACAGCCGCCCACCCGCGCAGCUGGCCCUCAGCCAUGCUGGCCGCCUCCUGGCCUCCUCAUCCACAGCCUCGGUCCCCAACACCUUGCACCUGGAGCUGCAAGAGCCGAGGCCCAGUGACGAGGGGCUGUACAGCUGCUCAGCCCGCAGCCCUCUGGGCCAGACCAACGCAUCUCUGGAGCUGCGGCUGGAGGGUGUACGAGUGACACUGGCUCCAUCAGCUGCUGUCCCUGAGGGAACCUCCAUCACAGUGACCUGUGAGGACCCCGCUGCACGCCCACCCGCACUUUAUGCCUGGUACCACAAUGGCCGCUGGAUGCAAGAGGGGACAGACGCCUCACUUACGUUCCUGAGGGUCACACGGGCUCACAGAGGGGCCUACUCCUGUCAGGUCCAUGAUGUCCAGGGCACACGUAGCUCCCGGCCGGCUUCCCUGCAAAUCCUCUAUCCCCCCCGAGAUGCUGUCCUUUCCUCCUUCCGCGACUCCAGAACCAGCCCCACGGCCAUGGUACAGUGCACUGUGGACAGUGAGCCACCUGCUGAGCUGGCACUGUCCCACAAUGGCACAGUGCUAGCCGCUAGUCAUGGGCUCCACGGCUCAGCGUCUGGGACUGGUCACAUCCAGGUGGCCCGCAACGCCCUGCGGGUGCGGGUGCCAGAUGUGCCAGCAGGUGAUGAUGACACCUAUGUCUGCACGGCCCGCAAUGUGCUGGGUUCAGUCAGCACCACCUGGCAGCUGCGGGUGGAAGGUGUGAGCGUGGUGGCCGAGCCGGGCCUGGAGGUGCCCGAGGGCGCCGCACUGAACCUGAGCUGCCGCCUCCCUCAUUCCCCUGGGGCCAUGGGCAACUCCACCUUUGCGUGGUUCCGGAAUGGCCGGCCGCUGCGCAUGCAUCCCGUGCCCACUCUUUCCCUCAGCCACGUGGGUCGCGCCCAGGCUGGGCUGUACCACUGCCGGGCGGAGCUGCCCUCAGGCACCUCUGUCUCUGCUCCCGUCAUGCUCCGAGUGCUCUACCCUCCCAAAACGCCCACCAUGACGGUCUUUGUGGAGCCUGAGGGCGGCCUCCGGGGCAUCCUAGACUGCCAGGUUGACAGCGAGCCCCUGGCCAGCCUGAGCCUCCACCUGGGCAGCAGACUGGUGGCCUCCAGCCAGCCCCAGGGUGCUCCUGUGGAGUCACACAUCCAUGUCUCAGCCUCCCCUAACACCCUGCGGGUGGACAUGCAGCCUCUGCGGCCCAGCGACCAGGGGGAAUACGUAUGCUCUGCCUCCAACAGCCUGGGCUCUGCCUCUGCCUCUGCCUACUUUGGGGUCUCAGCCCUGCACCAGCUGCAUUUGUUCCAGAGUCUCCUUUGGGUACUGGGACUGCUGGCCGCCUCCCUGUGCAUCCUGUUGGGCCUGGGGGCCUACUGUGUGUGGAGGAAGCGUUCUCAACACUUGCACAUACGCAGGAGUUUGGAGAUGAACUCCGAGGGACACGGGGACACGCAGGAGGAGGAGGUGCUGACGAACCAGGCAGCGCUAUGAAGCAGGCAGCACUAGGUCCUGGCUACCUCUGCAAAGGGCAUGGUGACAUCUGACUUCUGAAGACUUGGCUCCAAGCCCUCUGCCCCCAUGAAACGUGGGUGGUGAGAGGUGGGGGAAGCCUCUGUCUACCAAGGAGAUGCGGACUCUAGGGGACCCUCAAGAGAACUGAGCUGAUUAUGUCAUCUAUUUGUCUCUCUGCCUCUAUCUUUCCUCUGGAUCUCCUCUCUCCUCUCCAUCUCUUCUCCAGAGGAGGCACUGCCCCAAACAUCUUUCUCCUCAGUGACACCCCAGACUUUCGGACGAUUAGAAUAGAAGAGUAUCUGUGUCCUCAUAGCCCGGCCAGAGUACUCUGUACCAGACAGUGUACACAUAAGUAAGUCAGGCUGCUCCAACGUGAGACCAAAUACAGAGGCUUCAACAUGAUAGAAUUUUAUUUUGCUUUCCCUUUCUAGUCUGGAUGUGCUGUGGUGGUGUAAGGUGUUGGGGCUCAGACUCCUUCUGUCUUACUUUUCUCCAUUCCUAAAAUACAGCCUUUGCUGGUGAGGUUCAUGAUGGCCCAACUGUGUCCAUAGUCCCUCCAUCCAGAAGAGGGAAAAAUGAAAGUGGAAGAAAGGCACAUCCAUUCCCAUUGGGCACACAACCCAGAAGCUGCAUAGAUCAAUUUUACCCCCUCCCCUUCAGCUGGAGUGUGCGCACGUGGGCACACCAACCUGCAAGGGAAACUGGAGAGGGAGUUUUCCUCUGAGCCCAGAGUCCAUUUGGAAGUUUUGUUUCCAAAGGGCUCUCAGCUAUGGAGUUAAUCCUGGGACUUUUGAUAUUGGUGGGGAUGACCUAUCUCGGUGCCCCUGGCCAGCCUGGUCUUAGGCUUCCUGGAAGAGAUAGUUGGUCCCUCUUGAACAGUAACACUAAAGAAAUCCAGAUUUGGUGGUCCCUAGGGUGUGGGCAUGCCUGAUGGCUGGGUCAGAUCUGGCUCUUAGAAGAAGAGGUGCCCCAUUUCCUUCCUCUCCAUGCCCAUCCCAGCUUUAACAGCCUUUUGAAUGUGAAGAACAGACAUGGAUGUGCUCAGCAUCCCUGGUCUUGCUCCAGGUGCAUUCCUCUCCACCACCGAGUGGGCUCCUGUCAUUGUCCUGGUUUUCCAUGUACCUGGGGCUGUUAAAGCAAAUGAGGGUGACUGACAAGGAAUGAAGUACCUAGGAAUCGGGGACUGGAAGGAGCUGGUCCUUGAGUGGCUGGUGACUCCCCUUGUGGCCUGUGAGCAGAUGACGGGAGGAGCAAAGGGCCUGCAGCUCUCAGAUCUGGGCUGAGAAGCAUGGAGAGUAGUGGGGCAUUAGUUCAGGAGCUCACAGGCUGGAAAGAAAUCAGAGGCCAGGUGAGCGUUGUGUGGCUGAGGCCAGACCCUCCCUCACUCCAGUCCCCAUUUCUUUUUCUGCCUGAUUGCCACGCUCCUCCUGGAGCCUGUCCAGCAUGUCUUCCCAAUAAAUUUCCAUCCUAUGAUGCAA